Messenger RNA from Aspergillus pseudoviridinutans, 999 nucleotides. RefSeq names its product PGAP3/PER1 family protein. The coding region runs from base 1 to 999 and encodes 332 amino acids. Gene Ontology annotation, cellular component: endoplasmic reticulum membrane. Gene Ontology annotation, biological process: GPI anchor biosynthetic process. Lineage: Eukaryota; Fungi; Ascomycota; Eurotiomycetes; Eurotiales; Aspergillaceae. Gene Ontology annotation, molecular function: hydrolase activity, acting on ester bonds. The record is from RefSeq and is a predicted model, not a curated record. The transcript is spliced from 4 exons.
AUGGUUCUGCGCUCGGCCAGGAGUAAGCUUUGCUUGUACUUUCUCGCGUUUCUCAUUGCUUCUCUAAUAGGGAGGUCGACGGCUUCCUUGGGUGAUCACCUACCUGAUUUCAAAGAAUGUGUCAAGAUCUGUCAGACUGAAAAUUGUCGAGAUGGCGAUUCCGUCAUUUCACUCCAUCUACGCCUUCUCUUAUGGACCUGUCCAGCAGAGUGUGAUUACACUUGUCAACAUGUAGUAACGGACCGCCGACUUGCCCGCGACCCUCCAAUGUUGAAUCCAGUAGUACAGUUCCAUGGAAAAUGGCCCUUUCGCAGGAUUCUCGGCAUGCAGGAGCCUUUCUCCGUCCUUUUCUCCCUCCUCAAUCUUCUCGCUCACUGGAAUGGCAUCGCUCGAAUCAAAGAAACAAUCCCAGCAUGGCAUUCCCUGCGGCCAUACUACCUGACUUUCGGUUACUGCGGGUUGGCGUGCUGGACAUUCAGCAUGUUAUUCCAUACAAGGGAUUUCCCUCUCACAGAAAAGUUAGACUAUUUCGGAGCUGGUGCGAACGUGAUGUACGGCCUAUACCUUGCUAUAAUUAGGAUACUGCGCCUUGACCAAGGAAAGCCCCGGUACAAGCCGACUCUACGUCGUCUAACGACCACAAUCUGCGUUCUUCUAUACACCAUGCACGUAUGCUAUCUCAGUUUUUGGUCAUGGGAUUACACCUACAACAUGAUUGCAAACGUCGUGGUCGGAGCCAUUCAAAAUAUACUUUGGACGGGGUUCAGCAUCGUCCGGUAUAAGAAGCAAGGCAAAGUUUGGAUGGCCUGGCCUGGAAUGAUUGUGGUGUGGAUUAUGUUGGCCAUGAGUCUCGAGUUGCAGGACUUUCCUCCUUGGCACGGGCUUAUUGAUGCUCACAGCUUGUGGCAUCUUGGAACAGUCAUUCCCACCGCAUGGUGGUAUAUGUAUUUGAUCAAAGACAUCCAGAAUGAUGUCUCAAGCCGCAGACUGAAAGCAUGA